UCAUAAAAGUUUUUUGGGAUUGGGGCUGCGGAUUGUAAAGGAGAAGUUGUUGGUAGCUAUGGGUACCUCCCCAUGGAUGUUCCUGAUUCUGGGAUGUUUUCUUACAGGACCGUUCUUAACAUUUUGCCAGCUUCCUCUGCCGACUAUUGUUCCCAGUAGGAAUGAAAUGGUUGUACAGCUGAAUUCCAAUUUCACACUCAAAUGCUCUGGAGACAGUGAAGUGAGCUGGCAGUACCCAGUGACUGAGGGAAGUCACAGGAUAGACAUCAGACAUGAAGAAAACAACAGUGGCCUCUUCGUGACAGUGCUCGAAGUAGUAAAUGCCUCAGCUGCUCAUACAGGCUUGUAUGUUUGCUAUUAUAACCACACACAAGUGGAGGAUGGGGAAGUGGAAGGGAAGAACAUCUACAUCUAUGUGCCUGACCCAGACAUGCCUUUUGUUCCUUCUAUACCGGAAGACCAGUUCAUCCUUGUAGAAGAAGGUGAUCCCACAGUUAUCCCUUGUCGGACAAGUGACCCAGGUGCUCAAGUGACUUUAACUGACAGCUUAGACAAGGCUGUGGAAGCUUUAUAUGACCCCAAACAAGGCUUCAUAGGAAAUUUUCCUGCGGGCUCAUACGCAUGCAAAACAAUGGCUAAGGGCGUGGAGUUCAAGUCUGAUGAGUUCCUCGUCUAUAUUAUAAGAGCUACUUCACAGCUUCCGGUUGAAAUUGAAGCUCUUAAAACUGUCUACAAAACAGGCGAGACCAUCGUAGUAACUUGUGUGGUCUUUGACAAUGAGGUGGUUAAUUUACAGUGGAAUUAUCCCGGGAAAGUGAAGGAAAAAGGUCUGAUAAAACUUGAUGAUAUCAAAGUCCCAUCACAGAAGCUGGUUUACACCCUGACCAUUCCUGAGGCAUCAGUGAAAGACACAGGGGAUUAUGAAUGUACUGCUCGGCAUGCAACCAAGGAGGUUAAGGAAAAUAAGAAAGUAGUCAUUACAGUUCAUGACAAAGGCUUUGUUCACCUGGAGCCUCAGUUUAGCCCUCUGGAAGCUGUCAACCUGCACGAAGUCAAAAACUUUGUUGUUGAUGUGCAGGCUUACCCAGCACCAAAAAUGUACUGGUUGAAGGAUAAUGUGACUCUGAUUGAAAAUCUUACUGAGAUUGUUACUAGUUCUAACAGAGUCCAGGAAACAAGGUUUCAGAGUGUAUUAAAAUUGAUACGGGCCAAGGAAGAAGACAGCGGAUACUAUACUUUGGUUGCUGAAAAUGAAGACGAGAUUAAAAGAUACACCUUCUCCUUGCUAAUACAAGUUCCAGCUCUGAUCUCAGCCCUUGUGGAUGAUCAUCAUGGCACUACAGGUGGGCAGACAGUGAGAUGCUUGGCAGAGGGGACCCCACUUCCUGAUGUGGAAUGGCUGGUUUGCAAGGAUAUUAAAAAGUGCAGCAAUGACACCUCGUGGACCCUUUUGACUAACAAUAUCUCUGAUAUACACAUGGAAGCCCACCUGGAUGAGAAAAAUACGGUGGAAAGCCAGGUGACCUUCCAAAAGGUAGAGGAAACCCUGGCUGUGCGAUGUGUGGCAAGGAAUGACCUCGGUGCUGUUACUCGAGAACUGAAGCUUGUGGCUCCCACCUUACGAUCAGAGCUAACGGUGGCUGCUGCUGUCUUAGUGCUGUUAGUGAUUGUGAUAAUUUCCCUGAUUGUCCUAGUCAUCAUAUGGAAACAGAAGCCGAGGUAUGAGAUUAGAUGGAGAGUCAUUGAAUCUAUCAGCCCUGAUGGCCAUGAAUACAUUUAUGUGGACCCAAUGCAACUGCCCUAUGACUCCAGAUGGGAGUUUCCUCGAGAUGGGUUAGUGCUUGGUCGAAUCCUUGGUUCUGGUGCAUUUGGAAAAGUAGUUGAAGGGACUGCAUAUGGAUUGAGUCGUUCUCAACCAGUGAUGAAAGUAGCUGUGAAAAUGCUGAAACCUACAGCUAGAUCCAGUGAAAAACAGGCGCUCAUGUCUGAACUGAAGAUAAUGACACAUCUUGGCCCCCACCUGAAUAUUGUGAAUCUGCUUGGAGCUUGUACAAAAUCAGGUCCUAUUUACAUCAUUACUGAAUACUGCUUUUAUGGUGAUUUGGUGAACUACCUACAUAAGAACAGGGACAAUUUCCUGAACCGACACCCAGAGAAGCCAAAGAAAGAUUUGGAUAUCUUUGGGAUGAACCCAGCUGAUGAAAGCACAAGAAGUUAUGUGAUAUUAUCAUUUGAAAACACUGGAGAAUACAUGGACAUGAAACAAGCUGAUACCACUCAGUAUGUGCCUAUGCUGGAAAGGAAGGAGGGAUCUAAAUACUCUGAUAUUCAGAGAUCUGUGUAUGAUCGACCUGCUUCAUACAAGAAGAAAUCCAUGUCAGAAUCAGAAGUCAAAAACCUUCUUUCGGAUGAUGGCUCAGAGGGACUCAGCCUACUGGAUUUGCUGAGCUUCACCUACCAGGUUGCACGGGGAAUGGAAUUCUUGGCUUCUAAAAAUUGUGUGCACCGUGACUUGGCAGCUCGUAAUGUCCUCCUGGCUCAAGGAAAAAUUGUGAAGAUCUGUGACUUUGGGCUGGCUAGAGACAUCAUGCAUGAUUCCAACUAUGUCUCCAAGGGCAGCACUUUCCUCCCAGUAAAAUGGAUGGCACCUGAAAGCAUUUUUGACAACCUAUACACAACAUUAAGUGAUGUCUGGUCUUAUGGCAUUCUGCUGUGGGAAAUAUUUUCUCUUGGUGGCACACCAUAUCCUGGCAUGAUGGUCGAUUCUACUUUCUACAAUAAGAUCAAGAGUGGAUACCGAAUGGCCAAACCUGACCAUGCUACCAAUGAAGUGUAUGAGAUCAUGGUGAAGUGCUGGAACAGUGAACCAGAAAAAAGACCUUCUUUCUAUCAUUUGAGUGAAAUUGUGGAGAACUUGUUGCCUGGAGAGUACAAAAAGAGCUAUGAGAAGAUUCACCUGGACUUCCUGAAAAGUGAUCACCCAGCUGUCACACGCAUGAGAGGGGACUGUGACAAUGCUUACAUUGGUGUCACCUACAAGAAUGAAGACAAGCUAAAGGACAGGGAGAGUGGUUUUGAUGAGCAGAGGCUGAGUGCUGACAGUGGAUACAUCAUCCCCCUGCCUGACAUUGACCCCGUUUCUGAAGAUGAGCUUGGCAAAAGAAACAGACACAGUUCACAGACAUCUGAAGAAAGUGCCAUUGAAACCGGUUCCAGUAGCUCUACCUUCAUCAAGAGAGAGGAUGAGACCAUUGAGGACAUUGACAUGAUGGACGACAUCGGGAUUGACUCCUCAGACCUGGUGGAGGACAGUUUCCUGUAACCUCAUGGACACCUUCCAGCUCUGCACACGGGGAAAGCUUGCCGUGUCAUCUACAGAUGUCUGCUCCACAAAGAAAACCACUUUAUUGAAACAUCAAGGAUGUACAGAGGAGGUGGAUUUGUACAGAGGAACUCCCAGUAAUGGGCAGAGGAAUCAGCCUGAGUAUGAAUGAAAGAGACAUGUUGAAGAUGGAUUUUUUUAGUGUUGUUUCUUGCAGUACUUCAGUAGCAUCUCAGUGUUG
Messenger RNA from Empidonax traillii (willow flycatcher), 3563 nucleotides. It is a transcript of the gene PDGFRA, whose product is annotated as platelet derived growth factor receptor alpha. The transcript is spliced from 24 exons. Gene Ontology annotation, biological process: platelet-derived growth factor receptor signaling pathway; protein phosphorylation; multicellular organism development. Gene Ontology annotation, molecular function: platelet-derived growth factor binding; ATP binding; platelet-derived growth factor alpha-receptor activity. The record is from RefSeq and is a predicted model, not a curated record. NCBI's taxonomy places the organism in Eukaryota, Metazoa, Chordata, Aves, Passeriformes, Tyrannidae. Bases 59 to 3322 code for a protein of 1087 amino acids. Gene Ontology annotation, cellular component: signaling receptor complex.